This is a messenger RNA of Atta colombica, 595 nucleotides long. RefSeq lists its product as uncharacterized. The transcript is spliced from 5 exons. The record is from RefSeq and is a predicted model, not a curated record. Bases 1 to 306 code for a protein of 101 amino acids. Lineage: Eukaryota; Metazoa; Arthropoda; Insecta; Hymenoptera; Formicidae.
AUGCCAGGGUUUCGAAAUUUGCCAUUAUAUCGUGAUCUUCGUGAACUAUGUGGAGAUGAAGUAGGACAUUUGAAGAUUACAGUAAAGAACACUGUUGCUUUUUAUCAAAAUACAAAAGGAUUUCCUGGUGUUAUUGAUGCAAUGGACGAAUCAUAUGUUAGAAUAGAUCGACCUGCUGAAGAUCUCAAUUCUUACAUAAAUCGAAAACAAUAUUUUUCCAUACAUCUUCAAGGGACAGUAAAUCAUAGAAUGAAAUUUUUAGAUAUAUUUGUUGGAUAUCCAGAAUCAGUGCAUGAUACCAGAUAAUUAUUGGGGAGAUAGUGCGCACCUUUAUUUGAAAAGAUUAAUGGCACCAUGCAGAGAUAAUGGGCAUUUAACAUGUGCUCAAUGAACAUUUAAUAGAAAAUUAAAUUCUUGUUCUCCGUAUUAAAAUAGAGAAUAUAUAAGAAUUCUUAAACAAUUUCGGCAGUCAUAUCACCUCAAAUUAAGAGAUAUUGCCAGAAUAAUCGGUGUGAUACAUGUUGUAUACUUCACAAUAUAACAAAUGAAAAAGACUUAGAAUUUUUAGCACCACCGGAUGAUGAAUAUUCUGAAA